Messenger RNA from Cajanus cajan (pigeon pea), 1353 nucleotides. Its product is annotated as alpha/beta-Hydrolases superfamily protein. The record is from RefSeq and is a predicted model, not a curated record. NCBI's taxonomy places the organism in Eukaryota, Viridiplantae, Streptophyta, Magnoliopsida, Fabales, Fabaceae.
UAUAAGAUUUAUGUUUGUCUUUGUAUAUAAAUCUUACUCCAUCGUCUGAAAUUUUAUGUUCAACUUCAUUUUUCGGUUUAAAUAUUAGAUAAAUAUCGCCGGUGCCGGUGCCGGCGCUUCAUCCUCUGUGAAUAACACACUUUCAGAUGAGGUUCGCUGCCUGCCACGUGCCACUCUCCUGGCCGUGUGAUUCUUCCUCCUUCUUCAUUGGAUGAUAAGGUUGAUGGUGCGAUCUCUUUAGAGCAAUGGUGAUUCCAAUAGUAGUGGCACUGGUGGUGAUUCUCACGGGGUGGGCUUACAAGGCCAUAAAGCCUCCACCACCCAAAAUAUGUGGAUCUGUAGGGGGUCCUGAAGUCACUUGCCCCAGAGUGAAGCUCAGUGAUGGGAGACAUUUGGCCUAUAGAGAAUUUGGUGUUCCCAGGGAAGAAGCUAGGCACAAGAUUAUUGUCAUUCAUGGAUUUGGCGGUUCCAAAGACACAAAUUUGCCUGUUUCUCAAGAACUUAUGGAAGAGCAUGGGAUAUAUUUCCUCCACUUCGACAGAGCAGGUUAUGGUGAGAGUGAUCCACAUUCAUCACGUUCUGUGAAGAGCGAAGCCUAUGAUAUUCAAGAACUAGCUGAUAAAUUGCAGAUUGGUCAUAAAUUUUAUAUAACUGGAAUAUCCAUGGGAGGUUACCCUGUUUGGAGCUGCCUAAAAUACAUUCCACAUAGAUUGUAUGGAGCAGCCAUGGUGGCUCCAUGUAUAAGCUAUUGGUGGCCUUCUUUUCCUGAUAAUCUAUUGAGAGAGGCAUUUCUGAUGCUACCUCAUUCAGACCAAUGGACUUUCCGAGUUGCACAUUAUGCCCCUUGGUUAUUCUAUUGGUGGAUCACUCAAAAAUGGUUCCCUUCAUUCACUUUGACUAGUUUGUUGUCUACUGAUGAUAUGGAGAUUGUGAAGAGCUUGCCAAACACUGAUCAGGAGAGGAUAACACAGCAAGGUGAAUAUGAAUCAUUACACAGAGACAUUAUGAUUGCUUUUGGGAAGUGGGAAUUUGGCCCAACGGAGAUAUCAAACCCGUUUCCGGAUAAUAAUGGUUCGGUGCACAUGUGGCAAGGUUUUGAAGAUAGAAUAAUUCCCUAUAUGGUGAAUCGUUACAUCUCUGAGAAAUUGCCGUGGAUUCGUUAUCACGAGGUUCCUCAUGGAGGGCAUCUUUUUAUGUUCAAGAAAAAUGAAUGCGAGUCUAUUAUCAGAGAACUUGUACUCUCACAACAUAAUUCGUAUGCGGAAUAAACCAUUGGUCUAUACAUUAUAGACUACUACAGUGUUGUGAAUGCGAUGCGGAAUAAAAUUAAGUACGUUGAGAAUUGCCUAUGCA